UUUAGUCGCUGACUGUGAUAAUUAAGCACAAACUCAUACAAGCUCAAGCGUUACUGUGGUGCGCAUACACGUCACUGUUACUUGGCUGGUUUAGCAGCUUGCAGGAAGACAAGUGUACGAAUCUUGCGGAGUGAUUAGAGAGAUUUCAAUUUCACAAACCAAAACUAAAGUGCUAAAGCGCUGCAUGUGGCUCACAUCGUGCGUCGGUUUCCAUAGAAACACAUUGUGACACUCAAGAUACGGCCAGCCGUGCUGCGCCGAUAACGGACGUGUGGUCCGCCAACACGCUUGUGAGACGGAUUCGCCACUGUAGAUGGCGCUGCGUGAUGACGGUCUAGACUACAGGAACGAUGCGUGCGCGGCCUGCGACGGCUACUACGGACCCAGCUUCUCCCUGCCUGUCUGCGGCACGUGCCACGCCUUCCUCUAUCCCGAUCAUCCGGCACUUCCGGAAGAUUCCCUCUUGCUGGCCGAGAAGGAUGAUUCUGGAGACUCUGGCACAGAAGAACCGACAGAAUUCUUCGAUUACAAGAGCAGGCGGAACCAAGUGGCUUACGUCCAGCAGGUGGUGCCACCAAAAACCGAUAAACUUGCCGAGAAAAUAGCUGCACUGACGUCGCCGAGAGAAAAAGACAAGGUUGCUGAUGGACUAGUUGAUUCCCUGCCACCAGAGGUCCUUCUCGUUGUCUUCUCUUACCUCAAUGACAUCUCGCUGUACAAUGUGAGCCGUGUGUGCCGACGGUGGCGGCACCUGUUGGCAGCUGAAACCACACAGGAGCAGUGGAGGCGUCACACGGAGGCACGCUGGCCACUGUUCAAGCCCUUCUACCGCAUCACCUGUUGGAGACGCCUGUUCAGCAAGCUGCUGGAGAGCACUCCUUGCCUUCUCUGCCUGGAGCAGAUGUCUGACCAGGUAGCCUACCAGCUUGAUUCGCCUCAGGAAGAGAGCAAGUGGCGCUGUAACCGGCUGCGCAAUGAGCUGAAAACAUUAAAACAGGACCCGCCGGAGGGCAUUGAGGCUACUCCUCUAGACAGAGCAUGUUGUCACUGGCAGGCAUCAAUCAUGGGACCAAGAGAGAGCCCUUACGAAGGUGGCAAGUUUCACGUGUACCUGCAGAUACCUGAUGGCUAUCCGAUGCGCCCUCCCGUGGUGAGAUUCCUCACUAAAAUCUUUCACCCAAACAUUAGUCGCCACGGCGACGUCGGCAUCGAUUCCAUUCACCACAACUGGACGCUGGCUCUGACCAUCUCCAAGGUGCUCAUCAGCAUUCAGUCACUGCUGACCGACCCGUACACACAGGUCUGCAUGGAGCGCGAGAUCGGCACGCUGUACGAGCGUGACAAGAGCGCAUUCGAGGAGACGGCGCGCGACUGGACGUGGAAGCACGCGAUGCACGACGCGUUCAUGCCGACAACGGCGGAUUUCUGGGCGACAGUAAUGAGCGCAGGCAGACAGCAUGUGGAGUAACAGGAAGGUUGGUGUCAUGCGGAGAGCCUUAGCAGAGAGAGAGAGAGAGAGGGGGAGAGAGAGAGAGAGCGAGAGCGAGAGCGAGAGCGAGAGCGAGAGAGAGAGAGAGAGAGAGAGACACAGAGAGACGACAGCAGGAAGGCUUAGGAAAGGAUAGAACAGUAAGGCAUAGCAGAGAGGCAUGGCAAAAAAGGAUGGAGUAGGAGUGGAAAACAGGAAGGCAUGGCAUGAGAGAGAUGGGGCCGACAUUAAGCAUAGUAGAGAGCAGAAGAAGCUGAAAGGUGUAAUAUACUAUUGGAGGCAAAUUUGGGAGAGUCUGGCUGUGGAUUAGAAAUAGAAUGUAAGCGUUUGUAUUAAUUAUUGUUGUUGUUGUGCUGAUGUAAGAGAUCAUUUUAGAAUGAUUCAAGGGCAAGUAAUUUGGCAUGGCGUUUAUCACAUACAAAUUUUCUCUUUUCACGUAAGUAGUUCUUGCUUCUGGAUCCAUAGUAACAUCUGAAUUGGCAGGAUAUGUGAACGAGUGUAUGUGGCACACUGGUGAAAAGUUAGUUAACUCGACAUAGACGUGUAGAAAAUAGGUAGUUUUAUUUCACAAUAUUUUGAUUAUUACCAUGUUACUGCUAUUAAAUCUACAAUGUACAUAUAUCUGCUAGAUUAAAAGUUUUAAUAAACUAAUUAACUGCUAGUUUCGUUCAGCUCAUUGGCAAUCACUCUGGCAA
Molecule: messenger RNA, 2184 nt
Organism: Priapulus caudatus
Lineage: Eukaryota; Metazoa; Priapulida; Priapulimorpha; Priapulimorphida; Priapulidae
Exons: 5
Coding region: 314-1468 (384 amino acids)
Molecular function (GO): protein binding
Source: RefSeq, a predicted model, not a curated record